This is a messenger RNA of Pneumocystis jirovecii RU7, 1161 nucleotides long. RefSeq names its product ubiquitin-protein ligase PSH1. The coding region runs from base 1 to 1161 and encodes 386 amino acids. The record is from RefSeq and is a predicted model, not a curated record. The transcript is spliced from 5 exons. Lineage: Eukaryota; Fungi; Ascomycota; Pneumocystomycetes; Pneumocystales; Pneumocystaceae. Gene Ontology annotation, biological process: protein monoubiquitination; DNA damage tolerance. Gene Ontology annotation, molecular function: single-stranded DNA binding; ubiquitin protein ligase activity. Gene Ontology annotation, cellular component: nucleus; Rad6-Rad18 complex.
AUGACUACGACUAUGGAGCCUGAUAUGGCGAUGUUGAAACGGAGUUUAACCUGUGAGAUAUGUGCAGAGUUGUUUGCUUCACCGUUUAUGCUUUUUUGUGGACAUGUUUUUUGUUAUGGUUGUAUUCUUGAUUGGCUGCUUCAUAAACGUACAUGUCCUACUUGUAGGCAGUCUAUCUGUCAGCGUCCAGCUCUUGCCUAUUUUGUUCAAGAGAUGGUAGAAGUAUUUGUUCGUCGAAUGGAGGCUCAGGAUCCUGAUGGAGAGGGGUAUGCUGCAAGAAUACACCAGCAAGAACAGCGUCAGAGAAUGGAAAAUAACAAAGAAAGUCUUUUUUAUGAUCUUUUUUCAGAAACAUCUGGGUUUGCAGGUGUUUUACGUGAUCGUGAAGAUGGUGUUAUGCGGUGCAUACAAUGUUAUUGGGAGAUAGAAGGACCUGCAUGUACACAUUGUGGGUUUCAGUUUUCAGAUGAAAAUUUUGGUUCUCUUGAUGAUUUUUCGGAUAGACAUGCGGUUUUAGAGUCUCACGGCCAUCCUGAUUCUUUAGAUCAUGAUAGUAUUUCUUCUGAACAAGAUGAUUAUGAUUAUGAUGAUCCUUUUAUUGACGAUAGGCCAACUGACGAGAUUGAGCGUUAUAUGUCCGCUAGUGGGAAUAGUUGUUCAAAAAAUGCAUCACAACAGACUUUUUCAGCAUCUUAUUCUGAUAUACUAGGCGAUGAUGAAUUUGAUGGGACGGAUCAAGAUUCUUUUGUUCAGGAACAAAAACAACGUUUAAAAAGAAAUAGAAGGCGUCUAAACAGUACUGCAUUGCGUAUGCAGCGGUUUAAAGAUUUGCCUAUUUCGAUUCAAUCUGAUGAAAGUAUAAAUACUCAAGGAAAUAUUUCAACUUUAUUUGACUCUGGGCCGGUUCUAAUUUCUUCAUCUUCUGUAGAAAAAGAUAGUAAACGACAUGUUAUACAUCUUCUUUCAAAUUCUUCUCGAAAAUUUCAGGGAUCAGGUCCAGUAAAUUCAGAUGAUAAUGUAAGUUCGGAUUUAAGUGAUAAUCAUGUGAUAAUGCCCCUACAAAUUGAUCAGCCAGUUAAGAAAUCAUCUAAUAAGUUGAGGAAACAUCGUAGAAUGAUUAAUAUCCCAUCGAGUAAUGGUAAUUCGGAUCACAGUGAGUAA